Messenger RNA from Nymphaea colorata (pocket water lily), 799 nucleotides. RefSeq lists its product as uncharacterized. The record is from RefSeq and is a predicted model, not a curated record. The transcript has 3 exons. Bases 116 to 643 code for a protein of 175 amino acids. Lineage: Eukaryota; Viridiplantae; Streptophyta; Magnoliopsida; Nymphaeales; Nymphaeaceae.
UUCAGCUCACAGUGGCUUGCCGGUUGCCCUCGGGAGUGGAUGCUUUACGCCCUUUCCCUCUGCGCGGGACUCUCUCUCUCUCUCUCUCUCUCUCUUGUGUGUGCUUGCUCCUGAGAUGUCUCUGGUUGACUAUGCAUCGUCUUCGGACGAGGAAUCAGAUAAAGAAGAAGGAGAAGAAGAAAGAGGAGGAGGAGGAGAAGAUAAAGGACGCGCAGGACCAAGGCCGAACCCUAGCACUCUUUCCUCGCACUCGAAUCGGAACCCGGUUGCUUCAUCACGCCAGGAUCAGGCACCAAAUUCAUCUCAACGAACAAUUCAAAGGCUCCCUGAUGUCUCUCAACUUCUUGAUUCGCCUUCGUUUACGCCGGAUCAACUGAAUGGCGGCGAUCAUUCCUCCCGGGUAGCCGCUGCUAUGGCUGCACGUGAGCUGAAGAAGCGAGAGUCAAAUGGUUCACUUCCUUCGCUACCACAGAGAAAAAUUGCUAGAGGAAACUUGCCCCCACAAAGAAUUCAACCAGACACUGUUGGUAGUCGUCUUCUUCCGCCUCAAAUUAGUGGAAGGAGUAAUGUUGUAACGGAAGACAUCGAUAAGCUGUUUGUGAAGAGGCGACGUGAGGAAAACGGUGGUCAUUCUGAUCAAUAAGAUGUAGAUCUGCCUCACGUGUAUGUAUCAUCCACUAACAUUCUAAUGACUAAUUAGAAGACUUCAUGGUGCAGGAUGUUCUUCUGCAUGGAAAUAUGAACAGGCCAGUAUGGUUUGCUUUACAAUAAUUUUAUAGGAAGUUUUUCUGUUGUUCAA